Molecule: messenger RNA, 658 nt
Organism: Drosophila bipectinata
Lineage: Eukaryota; Metazoa; Arthropoda; Insecta; Diptera; Drosophilidae
Product: selenoprotein F
Cellular component (GO): endoplasmic reticulum lumen
Molecular function (GO): oxidoreductase activity
Source: RefSeq, a predicted model, not a curated record
CUCUAGCUUAAGAAAAUUGUAAACACGACGUGGACUUGGAGUAAUUAUUAGAAUUUAGCCAAAAUAAUGCAACAAAUCAUAGCAAUUUUCUUGCUGGCGCUUGGUUGCCAGCAAAUUCAUGCCGAGCUGACGGCCGCCGACUGCCGGGAACUGGGAUUCAUAAAAGCCCAGUUGAUGUGCUCCAGUUGUGAUAAAUUGGAUGACUUUGGUUUGGAGGCGAUCAAGCCCCAUUGCAAACAAUGCUGCACUUUGGAUCAGCAGCCAGCCGCCCAGAGGACCUAUGCCAAGGCCAUUUUGGAGGUCUGCACCUGCAAGUUCCGUGCCUACCCGCAAAUCCAGGCCUUCAUCCAGAGCGGCCGACCCUCCAAGUUCCCCAACCUGCAGAUCAAGUACGUGAGAGGCUUGGAUCCAGUGGUUAAGCUGCUAGAUGCCAGUGGCAAGGUCCAGGAGACACUGUCCAUCACCAAAUGGAACACGGACACUGUCGAGGAGUUCUUUGAAACGCAUUUGGCCAAGGAGGGCGGUGGCAAGAGCUCGUACAGUGUGGUAGAGGAUGCCGACGACGAUGACGAGGAGGAUUACUUGCGCACCAACAGGAUCUGAAAUUAUCAUUCCCUAAAAUAGGUAGAUUAAUAAAAUUCUCAAACUCCAACACGAA